UGUUUCAGUAGAUAAACACUGAAGGUCAAAAUGAAGAACAGAUGAAGUGCUUCAAGAAAAAAAAAAGAGUGAAUAAACAGAAUGGAUGUGGUGUAAGACGACGACCUCACUGUGCUUCAGGGACUGAAGUGUCUGUGUUUGAUUAUGAGCCUGAGGGGUUGAUCAGAGGAUCAGUAGCUCCACAUGACUACACUGUGACUGACUGUGUGUGUGUGUGUGUGGGUGUCUUUUGGUAUCUUCUCAUUUCUCUUCUGAAUGAGUUCCACACUGCUGGUAAAUACCUGAGUCACAGGUUCAGGUCUAAAUAAAGGAACCAGACAGUGUUCUAGAGUCUGAGAUAAACUGGAGCAUGAGGACUUUAUAGAUCUUCUCUUUUCUGGAGUGGACGGAGGGAUAAGAAGAUGAGCAGAUGAUGACAUUCUCCACUUGACCACUUUAAGGUUAGUAAGUGGACAGAGCAUACACUGGGAGACAGACCACACCGCUCUCCAGGUCACAAUCCUCUCCAGGCCACACCCCUCUCCAGGCCACACCCCUCUCUUGUUCUUUUCUUUUUCUGUCCAUUCCUCCAUGUGUGUCGCUUGGUGAGGAUGGGUAUGGCCUUUAGGAGGUUCUGCGCUCGAUUCUGCUGUUGCUGCUGCGUCAGUGACGAGGAUGAAGAUGAAAAAAGGCCGAUAUUAAGUAAUGAGACAUUGGAGUAUUUUGACCGUGAGGCAAAAAAGAGACGAGAUCAGGAGACGAAUCUUUGGAGUGAACCUGGAGAUCCUUCACACUCAGAGAGAGACGACGACCGAACGCUUUAUAACCUCCUACAGAGCAGAGCUAAAACACGCAGGGGCUCACAGGGAUACAGGAGGCUGAGUGUGGACAUCGAGGCCAUGAGAGAAGUUAGGAGGGAAGUGAGGGAUAAGUGGAUGAUGAUCCUGGAGAAUCUGGGCUUUAUGCAGGAGGCGGAGUCUCUGCUAACGGUCAAUGCAAACGCAUCGUAUGACCGUAUGAAGAACGCAGCAACGGCUCGGAGCCUGUUACACACACUUCACUCAGAGACCUCCAUCUUUAACAGCAAAGAGCCUCCACCUGAGAGAUACUUGUUCAUCCUGGACCGGUUGAUUUAUCUGGAUGCUGCAGAUGACUUUGUGGCUAAAGCUCGUCGUUUUUAUCCUCCCAGGGAUGAAGAUGAAGAGGAGGAUAAAGCGAUAAACCUGCCCCUGCUGCUGUCACGUGUUAAACAGCACCUGAAUACAGGAGAGGAUGAUGAUGAAGAUGAUGAUGAUGAUGAUGAUGAUGAUGAUGAUGAUGAUGAUGAAGAGGAUAUGAGUGGGCAGGACGAUUAGCUAUACAGUGUUUAUUUAAAGUUUGAUCUGUUCUUUAGUGUAAAAAAGAUUACAGUGAUACUGAUCAUAUUACU
Hemibagrus wyckioides is the source of this 1408-nucleotide messenger RNA. RefSeq names its product melanoregulin (gene mreg). Bases 591 to 1334 code for a protein of 247 amino acids. The transcript is spliced from 5 exons. Gene Ontology annotation, cellular component: melanosome. The record is from RefSeq and is a predicted model, not a curated record. Gene Ontology annotation, biological process: melanosome transport. NCBI's taxonomy places the organism in Eukaryota, Metazoa, Chordata, Actinopteri, Siluriformes, Bagridae.